AGACACAAACAAGUGGUGCUGAUAGUGUGCUGCUCACCGACUCCGAUCCUGAUCGAGCUGCGUUUUCUCCACAUCUGCGCACAGAUUAAUAUGCCCUUCAUCCAUUUAUUUCACAGCAAUACUGCUUUUCUCAGAAACCAUGGGUGCUAUGAUGCUGGGCUGGAGGUUUUCAUGUGUUCUGGUGCAGGCAGCUGUCUGGCUGCUGCUCAGCAAGGGGGAGAGGAUGUGCCCCGCGAGUUGUCGCUGCGAAGGCAAGCUCGUCUACUGCGAGUCAGGCAUUUUCCAAGACAUUCCAGAGAAUAUCACCACGGGAUGCCAAGGUCUAUCUCUGCGCUAUAACAACCUGCUGGUGCUGAUGCCCUACCAGUUUGCGCAUCUCAAUCAGCUUGUCUGGCUCUAUUUGGACCACAAUUCCAUCAGUGCUGUGGAUGUUUUAGCCUUCCAUGGUGUGAGGAGGCUCAAAGAACUCAUCAUCAGCUCCAAUAAGAUAACUCACCUGCACAACAACACGUUCAGCGCCAUUCCAAACCUGCGGAAUUUGGAUCUAUCCUACAACAAGCUCCAGUCCCUGCAGCCAGGACAUUUGUUUGGCCUGCGCAAGCUGCAGAAUCUACACCUUCGAUCCAAUGGUCUAAAACAGAUUAUAGUCCGUACCUUUCUGGAAUGCCGCAGCCUUGAGUUUCUGGAUCUGGGUUACAAUCGACUACGGAGCCUCACCCGCACAACCUUUUUGGGACUGUUUAGGCUCAAAGAGCUUCAUUUAGAGCACAAUCAAUUUUCACGGAUUAAUUUCUACAUUUUCCCACGCCUCACCAACCUGCAGGCUCUUUAUUUGCAAUGGAAUCGCAUACGAGCUGUCAGUCAAGGCGUACCUUGGACCUGGCUUAAAUUGCAGAAACUGGACCUUUCGGGAAAUGAGAUCCAAACGUUGGACCCCUUGGUUUUCCAGUCAAUGCCAAAUUUACAAACGCUCAAUCUGGAAUCCAACAAGCUCAGGAGUGUGCCGGUGGAAGCCGUGGCGGCGUGGAUUUCAGUGACCAACAUCGGCCUGGCCGGUAACGCCUGGGACUGCAGACCGAGCAUCUGUCCGCUCAUGGCAUGGCUCAGAACCUUGAGGGAUGCCAAAGACAUCAGCGUGAUAUGCAGCAGUCCCAGGUCUGCGCAGGGAGAGAGGGUUGUGGACGUUGUGGGGAACCAUUCCACCUGUGUGGACGUAAUGUCUAAUGUGAUUACUACCAACGCUCCCAUUGGAUUGACUUCAAGCCCCUUUGUGAACACCACAUCUCACCCUCUCCUCCCUGGUGUCACGCAGCUGGCUCAAAGUGAGUCUUCGGUGCAUACAUCACCACCUUCAGCCAUCCUGCCUAAUAAGACAGACAGACAGAGAGUGAAACCCACAGCCGUGAUCUCCUCGCCUGACCCUUCUACCUCACUCUUCCCAGAGAUACCAUUUGAACAUCUGGCUUUUCAUAAAAUCAUUGCAGGCACUGUAGCCCUGUUUUUGUCAGUAUCAUUGAUCCUCCUGGUUAUUUAUGUUUCAUGGAGGCACUACCCCAACACCGUGAGGCAACUGCAGCAGCACUCAGUCAAACAUAAGCGCAGGAAAAAAGCCCGGAAGCAGGAGCAGGACCUUAACUCUCAAUUGCAAGAGUACUACCUGAGCUACCAUUCAAACUCUGAGACCAUGGACUCGCUGGUAAAUGAGGCAAAGCCGUGCACGUGCACCAUUUCAGGAUCAAUAGAAUGUGAAGUAUAGAGUUUCACUCGUCUUUAUAAGACCAGAUGUGACAUUUCUGGGCAAAUCUCUCAUCAGAUAAGUGGUUUUAGAAUAAAUGGCUUCAUGAGAUGUUCCUCUCCACUGCAUUGAAGGAAAUGUUAGGGAAGUGAGUCAACUAGAUCUGUGUGGACAGAGCAAAGAGAUUUUUGCAACGAGCUCACGAUCACCGUGACUGACACAGGAUCUGUGGCAUGGCGGCAUCUACCUGGUUACCUGUGAAUGACCCAAUCUACAAACUGACCACAAGUCAACUCUGUCGAUCUUUUGGCCCUUUCAUUAAACACGCCGUGUCAUUAUACCAUGUGUAAACCAAUGAGACAUUUUUUUUACUUGCCUGUUUAUAGUGUGAUUAUCAUGUGUUGGUUAUAUAUCUGUAAAAUAUGACAUUGUAGGGGAAAAUCAUUAAGUAUUUGAAUGUGUAUAGUGUGUGUGCCAAAAACAGGCACUUGCACAGACAUUAUUGAUGGGAGGUGCUCAAGCAAAAAAA
Molecule: messenger RNA, 2264 nt
Organism: Phycodurus eques (leafy seadragon)
Lineage: Eukaryota; Metazoa; Chordata; Actinopteri; Syngnathiformes; Syngnathidae
Gene: lrrtm4l2
Product: leucine rich repeat transmembrane neuronal 4 like 2
Exons: 2
Coding region: 140-1756 (538 amino acids)
Molecular function (GO): protein binding
Source: RefSeq, a predicted model, not a curated record